UGAGUUUACGACUUUAAGUGGCGAGUGACGGACGGACAUCAUAAAUCCGCGGAAUAAUUUAUAAAAUACUCCAUAUCAAACAUAGAAUAAUUUAAGUAGUGAUAAUUAAAUUGACAUUUAUUACAUUUGACACAAGAAUAAUUUUUGAUUGACCGUAAACUUAGAAUUUGUGGAUGAAAUUGUUACCUAGACUGAUAAAUUAAUUAAUUUGAAUUAAAUGUUUUGAUUGGUUAUUAAUAUUUAACGAAAAUGAUACAAGAUGAAAACGGGUUGUAAGAGGAAAAUGGAGAGGGGAUUUGUUUAAAGAACAAAAUAUGAUCGCACGUGUUUUGAAGACACAGCUCAUUUUGUGAAUCGACCUCGAAUUGGGUGACUGUGUUUAGCAUUUAGUAUUAUAAGACUUAUUUACAAUAACUACAUAGUGCCACAGAGGAAAAAAUGAAGACGUUUUUGUAUAUAGCGUUUGCAGUAUUAGGGCUGGUAGUCGUAGAAAGUUACGGUCCAGGGGGUGGUGGCGGAGGUCCCGGACGAGGUUGGGGUCAUAGAGGACAUGGCGGCCCUUGGGGCCCUGGGGGACCUGGCGGCCCUUGGGGCCCUGGAGGUCAUCCCGGUCCGUGGGGACACGGCGGUCCUCACGGUCAUCCGUGGGGUCAUGGACCUGGAGGACCUCACGGCCAUGGACAUAUGUGGGGAGAUUCCGAUGAAAAUCAUAGUGGACCCGAUGAUUCUAGUGAAGAUAGCUUCGAAAAAUAUGAUCCAGACGAUAAUUGGCACAAACCUUGUAAAGGAUCAAGUUGCGGAAGACCAGACAAAACUACACAAUCAACAACUGCACCAACAAAACCCACAACUGCACCUACUAAACCACCAACGGAACCAACAAAGUCACCAACAAAAGAACCGCCAAUCACCACCUACCAUCCUCCAUUCACUUCACCAACAGAGCCACCAACCAUACCUCCUGUGACCUCAGAAAAACCCCGUCCUACAAGAACUGUACCUUCAGAACCUACAUGGCCAACUAUGCAUCCUGAUCCUCACCCUCACCCUCAUCCGCAUCCAUCUCCCACAAAAAAGGCUCCACCUGUAUGGCCCACAACAGGCACCUGGCCCACAGGACCCACAUGGCCCACACGGCCCACAUGGGAGCCCACAACUGAAGUCAUUCCUGAAACAACUACGGAUGCAGAAGAAGUAUUUACUACCUUAUCACCAGAGAUCGAAAGUUGCAUAGAGUCCUGUCCCUCAACGCCUGAGUUUAAUCCUGUCUGUGGUACUAAUGGAGAAACAUAUCCUAAUGAAGGAAAACUGUUCUGUGCUAAAAGCUGCGGAGUCAACGUAGAGAUAAGACGGAGAUCUGCUUGCCCACCGCCCAUCGAUAAUGGUUCGCCUCCUACCCAGGGGUCCACGGUUCGUCCUUCACCAACACCUCCCGUGGGCCGAACCACACCUUUCUCCGAAUUCCAACAUUGCAUGAAGAGUUGUCGCAUAACUUCGACAUUCCAACCUGUUUGUGGUUCAGACCUAAUAACUUACAUGAACAUAGAUCGAUUAAGAUGCGCUCAAAAUUGCGGUCAAGAUGUCCAAGUUUUGUGUGACAAAGCGUGUAUUGCUUGUGGUUUCGUGCCUAAAACGACGACAACAACGACGGUAAAACCAACAACAUACCCACCACCAACAAUUCCACCAUCAACUAAUCCACCACCAACAGUGCAACCACCAGUAACAAAGAAUCCAUGUGGUAGAGUCAUUCCGGAUCCAGAUGUACACAGGUGUAUUAAAAAUUGUCCUUUAACACAAGAAUUUAACCCUGUUUGUGGAACAAAUGGCGUUACAUUCAAGAAUCCUGGAUACUUGUUGUGUGCUCAAAUGUGUGGAAUUGAUGUGUGGGCAGCUAAAUUUGCUCCAUGUACCUUAGAGCCAACACCUCAACCACCAACACCUCAGCCUCCAACACCUCAACCACCGACCCCUAAGCCACCAACGACGAUUGAACCUCCACCAGUCACUCUGCCUCCUAAUGUCGUGACUUGUAUACCGAAUUGCCCCGUAACAUCUGAGUAUGACCCAGUCUGCGGGACAGACGGUCUUACUUACACUAAUAUGGGAAAUCUGGAGUGUUCUAAAUAUUGUGGUGUAGACGUGAGAUUUAAAUAUAAAUCCAGAUGUUCCGACGAAUUUGAUCUCCGACCUACCACUCCUGAGGUUGAUGGCAAUAAGGAGGUGACUCAAACUUGGAAAACAGAACCGACCACCAAUACUCCGCCAGUCACUCCCAAAUGGUCUACAACGCUAGGUUUUACCAUUCCACCCGAUGUACUAGAUGACAUAUUUGGAACAAAAAAACCACAUACAACUAAGAAUCCUGACGAUGAAGAUGAAGAUCUCGAUUUAGAUUCUAGGUUUGGUCCAGGCCAUGAAAUUAUAUCAGAUAAGUUUGAAACGGAUAAAUCUGGCAAAGUUGAAUCUAACAAAGAUGAGACUGACAAAAAUAAAGUUGACAAAGAUAAAUUAGAAACAGAUAAGCCUGACCAAGAUAAGUCUGACAAAGAAAAAGAACAAGGCAGAAGCAGUAGUAAUAUAACAUUCCCCGAAUAAAGACUAAUUAGACUUAAAA
Messenger RNA from Spodoptera litura, 2617 nucleotides. RefSeq lists its product as uncharacterized. The record is from RefSeq and is a predicted model, not a curated record. Lineage: Eukaryota; Metazoa; Arthropoda; Insecta; Lepidoptera; Noctuidae. Gene Ontology annotation, molecular function: serine-type endopeptidase inhibitor activity; protein binding.